This is a messenger RNA of Siniperca chuatsi (mandarin fish), 5020 nucleotides long. RefSeq names its product serine/threonine kinase 24a (STE20 homolog, yeast) (gene stk24a). The transcript has 11 exons. Gene Ontology annotation, molecular function: ATP binding; protein kinase activity. Gene Ontology annotation, biological process: protein phosphorylation. The record is from RefSeq and is a predicted model, not a curated record. The coding region runs from base 516 to 1823 and encodes 435 amino acids. NCBI's taxonomy places the organism in Eukaryota, Metazoa, Chordata, Actinopteri, Centrarchiformes, Sinipercidae.
GAUUCUGAUUGGUCCUCCGGAAAAUGAAAAUGACAUUAACCAAGAUGGCGCUGGGCGACAGAGAAAAGUGAUGAGAGGAAAGAACAACAAGCGAUACAACUAUACAACACUGUGCAUGUAUUUAUCCUGUGCGACUAUUUCAGACCAUACCCCUAUCUUAUCAUCGGGAAACUGUCAAGUACGUGCUGAGAGACCGCAUUGGUUUACAGAGAUAUAAUAAUUCAGCUAACUGUUUGCUAACUAGCUGCUAAAGUAGCUAACGUAGCUAACAUUCGCUAACUGCGGAAGGCAAGUGAGGAGAAGGCUGGCAGGCAGCUCGAAGUACAAGCCGACAAGUCGAGCAGAUCUUUUAAAAUCAAGCGACUUCUCCGUUUGAAACAUUAAUUAUCCUUACAGAGUUUGCAGCACGGACCAGGUCAUCCAAACCAGGGGGUUGUCAGAAAACUAGCGUUAUACAUCUGAUAAGGACAGCAGAAAAAGACGAGGAAAGGCGUCAUCUUUGCUGAUCUGACGCCAUGGCUCAUUCCCCUAUUCAAAGUGGACUGACGGGGAUUCAGAAUUUCAGAGCUGAUCCAGAGGAUUUUUUUACCAAGCUGGACAGGAUAGGGAAAGGCUCUUUUGGUGAAGUUUUCAAAGGCAUCGACAAUCGGACUCAGAAAGUUGUGGCCAUUAAAAUCAUUGAUCUGGAAGAAGCGGAGGAUGACAUAGAAGACAUUCAACAGGAAAUCACAGUUCUCAGCCAGUGUGACAGUCCCUUUAUCACCAAGUAUUAUGGAUCCUAUCUCAAGGGUACAAAAUUAUGGAUCAUUAUGGAAUAUUUGGGUGGAGGAUCAGCCCUUGAUUUGUUGGAACCAGGUUCCUUGGAUGAAACGCAGAUUGCCACAAUUCUGAGAGAGAUCCUGAAAGGGCUUGAGUAUCUGCACUCUGAAAAGAAAAUCCACAGAGAUAUCAAAGCUGCCAACGUGUUGCUGUCAGAACAAGGCGAUGUGAAGCUGGCAGACUUUGGAGUGGCGGGCCAGCUGACAGACACCCAGAUAAAAAGGAACACAUUUGUUGGUACUCCUUUCUGGAUGGCACCUGAAGUCAUAAAGCAAUCUGCCUAUGAUUCAAAGGCAGACAUCUGGUCAUUAGGAAUAACAGCAAUAGAACUGGCUAAAGGAGAGCCACCCCACUCUGAGCUUCAUCCUAUGAAGGUCUUAUUCCUCAUCCCAAAGAACAAUCCACCAACACUGGAAGGAAGCUACAGUAAACCACUUAAAGAAUUUGUUGAAGCCUGUUUAAAUAAGGAGCCUAGCUUUAGGCCAACUGCCAAAGAGCUGUUAAAACAUAAGUAUAUUGUAAGGCAUGCCAAAAAGACAUCCUAUCUGACGGAGUUGAUAGACAGAUACAAGAGGUGGAAAUCAGAGCAGUCUCGGGAUGAAUCCAGCUCUGAUGAAUCUGACGAUGAGCCAGAUAACCAGGCAUCUGGAGGAGAUGGCGCUGACACUGGCAAUGAUGACUGGAUCUUCAACACCAUCAGGGAGAAGGACCUAAAAAAGUUUCAGAAUGGGGCAGCACAGCCUGCUGAGCUAAAAAGGAAACAGGUGCAGGAGAGCCCAAAGAGGCCUUUGUCACAAAGCUUAUCAACAAUCUUUUCCCCAUUGUUUUCUGAGUUGAAAGAAAAGGGUGAGACACGUAAUGGCAAGCCAGAGGCUGCAGAAGGACUGCGGGAGGCCAUUUUCCUGGCAGAAGAAACACACCCAGGGAUCUGUGACUCUCUGGUAGCUGAACUAGUGCAGAGACUUCAGAGGUUUUCUGUGCCACAUGCAGCUGCCACUCAGUGAGAGGAGCUACAUCCAGCUCUGCUCUAAUUUUCCACCGACCUCCACAGUCAGAUCUUUUCCUCUGACUUCCACAGCCAAGAUGAAGUCUCCCAGGAAGGUCUCCAUCACUCAUUUGCCUGAAGCAAAUCCUGGCCUACCUAAUGUCUGUUUAUACGCUAGCACACCACCAGAGGGUCCUAUUCAGGACAGUCAGUGGCCAGCCACUCAGCUGCCACCUGCUGUAAGAUGUCCCUUCUCAAUACCUCCUUCACAACUGUUUUAAAUUUAAGGGUGGAGUUAGCUAUCUUUCUGCAAGGACUCUUUGAGUUAUUGAUUUUGGUGAGUUUGUGGCUUUUUCACAAAGGUUUACACUCAGCAUCCUUUUGGAAGAAAGUACCUUGCUUAAUUAAUUGUGUGCAUGUGUGUGUGUGUGGCUGUGCGAGAUAUCCUGUGAAACGUGGUGAAGAGUGACGAGUGGGUUGAAGCAUUCUAUUGAAAACUCAGGUAUCCUGCUUUAAGUAGAUUGGGUCCUCUGGGAGAUGGAAAGAGCUCUAUAGGGUGGUUGUACAGACUUGUAAAUAAGCUAAUUUCUACAGAUUCGUGAAAAAAUAAUUGAGCGUUUGUAAUGGAACCACUGUGUACAAAUGGCCAAAUGCAAACUGUAGAUAAUGGUUGUGAGGUAAAUAUUUUGAGAGACUAAAAUGGCCAUACAUGAGAUUGCCUUGCCUUUUUACUUGUUCUUUUGUAUAUCGGUCUUUGAUUUCUCCAGUUGUAAAACUUUUUAAGUACUCAUCCAAUGAAUGAAAAUGGCUGCCCUCUAUCAUGUUUUACUAUUGAUUUCUUACAUAUUUCUUAAUUCUCUUUAACGUUUUGGUUUCACACUCUAUGCUGUGGCUGUAAUAAUGUUGGAGAAUGUGAAAGAAAAAAGGCUGGAUCGCUGAAGCCCCCACCGGUUUUAAACACUGGAUGCUCUGUUGCCAGCCCUGAUUCCACAAGGCCUCGAGUUGUGUUGGUUUGUUGGACUUUGCCAUCAUCCCUUUUAUUUUUUUUUUAUUUUUUUGCCGUGUGUUCUUGACUGGUUAGAUAAGCUGAGGUUUUGUCAAUUCAUUCCAUUAACAGGGCAGUGCCAUGAUCUAGUUUAUAAAUCAGCAGACUCUGUUAGUCUUCCUAGGAGCUGCAGUGGUACUAUCUAUCUCCUCAGCGUACCUACAGCUUUAAUUGCACUUCAAGUAUAAAUGCCUUUGACUAUAAACAAAGUAGCCAUAAAACAGUAGCACGAGACUUACAGUAUUUUGCAGGUAUGCUAUCUGGAACAAAAAAAAGUCCACCUGAAGUCUCACAGCUUGAACUCUGGAGUUGGUCAUGCAGUGUAAUAUUUGCCUGGCUGUAUCUUAACAUUUGGGCUUGUGAGAGGUUUUUCUUUUGUACAGUAAAUGCAUAUAGACAUAGACUUCUCACAUAGUAGAUGGCUCUCAGAUGUACAUAUUAACGUAAAGCCAGGAGCCAGGUGAGACCAGCCGCACUGCUAUUACUUCUGAGUUUAGUUUAAAAGGAAUGUGCAUGAUAGUAUAACAGUAUAAAGUCUAUUGGUUGGCCUGAGUAGUAUGCGUUGUAGCAUACUGCUACCAGACUGGAGGAAUGUUGAGUCCUCAACAGAGUUGAAUUAGCCUUAGAGUAUUUGUGAUGAAUGGGAUGAACAGUAGGCUUAUCAGCUUUAAAAUGUUAGAUCAAAUGUUUUUGUUGUGAUUUCUUCUGUUUUGUUUCCCCCUCUGGCAUUAAAAUGCAUAUGCAGAAAGAUAAACGAUGAAAGAUAAAAAAAAUAAUUCUAUCAUUCCUUGCCAGAAUAAUGUGUGCAUGAACAAAUGGACUCGUUUUUUUUUUCUCGGACGAGAGGAAUUUUCAUAAAUCUUAAGAGUCAGAUGAUAUAUUGUUUUUGCCACGGGGCAAUACACGGUACACAAAACACAGGGCAAGUUAAAGAGAUGGGUCAACAUUUUGGGAAAUACAAUUAUUCGCUUUCUAGGGCAGAGUUGGAUAAGAAGAUCGACAUUAAAUAUAAGGCAACGUUCGUUAUUUCUUGGCUUGUCUUGGAGACCAGUAACUUCUAAGAAUCUCCGCUGGUUGCCUGGCAACUAGUCCUGGCCAAAAUAUGCCGAUUUGUUGCUUUUACACUUUGGUUUUUGUAUAGAUUAAACAAAACAUAUUAAUUAGUGAACUUUGAGGUGCUGGUAGGAGGAUUUUGUUUCCUCUUGACAGUCAGGCUAGCUGUUUCCCCGUUCCUGCCUUUGUGCUACGAUAAUUGAACUGGCUGCUGGCUAUAAGUGAGCUUUAUAUUUCCCAUAACUUUACAGUUAAAAGAGCGGUAUUGAUCCUCUCAUCUAUAGUUAGCUAGCUAACUCGCUGUCAGAAAGCAAAUAAGCAUAUUUCCCAAAAUGUCAAACUAUUCUUUUAGCUCUUUAAUUUUAUCAUUUAAACAGAACAUUUCCUCCCCAUUUCUUUUCAGAUGCAUUAAAAGUUUUCUUUUCUAGUUGCUAGCUAACUGGGGUGGAAUACUCACUUGAAUGAGUAAAAGACAAAUCUGUAGAAACCGGUUAACCAAAUCAAGAAAAGGUACCAGACUCAAUGAUUUCCACUUUCACUCUGUUUUCUGCUCUUCUAUGAAAAAUGACUCCGCUCUCCAUUCGAACUUAUCAUGUGAAAUGUGCCAUAUGUAAGCCCUCCCCCCAAACUGAGACAAAUUCAAUACAAUUUGCACCUUUUACAUUGUCUGUUAUGACUCUAUCUUUUCAUGUUUUGCACUUUGCAGAUUUAUUUUGUUUUUUUAAAAAAAAUGGUACUAAAAAAGGCUACAAUAUUAUGUUGCAAUUACACCAGUUUUAUUUUCUCUCUUCCCCCCUUUAUGUGAUGUUUGGCAAUAAAGCAGUGUGAUCGCCAGGAGUCAUUUCUUAGCACAAGUAGGCAUAUAUUCAAUUAAACUAUUUUUAUAACCCAAAAGAACAGUAUUAUGUAUUAGAGGGACUAAGGUUGGGUUCUGUGAUGUGUUAAAGUUUCAGUAAACACUGGAUAGCAAUCACUUAAAAUGUACAUUUUAUUUUGUGUGACUUUGCUGACAGUUUAUAGUCCAGUAUACUUGUUUGCUAAUUCCGGACAGUGCUGUUGGAUUUAAUGAAAGUUGUCAAAUGAUUAAGGGAAAAAAUAAAAAUCCAGUGCAAAUCUGA